Molecule: messenger RNA, 784 nt
Organism: Leptopilina heterotoma
Lineage: Eukaryota; Metazoa; Arthropoda; Insecta; Hymenoptera; Figitidae
Product: chitin synthase chs-2-like
Exons: 1
Coding region: 230-523 (97 amino acids)
Cellular component (GO): cell septum; cell periphery
Molecular function (GO): chitin synthase activity
Source: RefSeq, a predicted model, not a curated record
UGUAAAAUAAAUCGGUGCUGGUAAAUAACGGACAAGAAAAAAAGUAACAAGAAAAAAGUAACAAAAAAAGUAACAAGAAAAGAGGAAAUACGCAUGGAAUGAUAAAUGGAACUUUGGUGAUGGAAUUUCUUUUUUGUGCACUUGCUUGUGACACUUCUUUUUGAUCAAACUAAUUCUGAUAAAAUAGAUUCUAGCGGCAGCGGUGAUAAGUAUUUUUUAUGGAUUGGUGAUGGUUGCGGUAAUAACGGCGAUAUCGAUUAACAUUGUUGAAGAUGGUUUAUUCUCACCAUCUCCACUCUUUCUUUUAAUGGUAAUUGCUCAAUUAACAGUGGCUGCCCUGUUACAUCCUCAAGAAAUUAAUUGUCUCUUUUACGGAAUUAUUUACUACAUUUCUGUACCUUCAAUGUAUCUGGUUCUAAUUAUAUUCUCCGUCUACAAUCUUAAUGAUAUUACUUGGGGCACGAGGGAAGUGCAGAAGAAAAAACCUGAUGCGGUAAUCCCCUUCGGAUUUGUCCUUCGCUAACUUUCCAUUACACUUAUUUCUUUCUACACUUUUAAUAUUAAUUUACUCUCCUCAUACUAAUUUACACUUCUAACUCUUAUUUGCACUUUUUUAUUGUAAUUUUAUUAAUUGACGCGCUCUGAAGAAACGGACUUGUCAUUUUUUGCAUAGUUACCCUUUUCAGAGUGCGUCACAAUUAUUAACAACUAGCAAAUGAUACACGGUAUUCCAUAUAUUAUUUUGUAAAUUAAAAAAUUUUUUAUUUUCAAGAAUAAACAUCAA